Molecule: messenger RNA, 1134 nt
Organism: Funneliformis geosporum
Lineage: Eukaryota; Fungi; Glomeromycota; Glomeromycetes; Glomerales; Glomeraceae
Source: the annotation of a GenBank genome assembly
AUGAGGGUAUUCAUUUUAUCAAUCAUAUUGAUAAUACAUUUUACAUCGAAUAAUAGUAGUAAUGCAUACAAGACAUUAUCAGAAAAAUCAUUUCAACUUCUCGCAAACACCAGCUCCUCUUCAUUAUUCACAGAUUUUCUUCCUUCCUUGCUAAUCCCUCGCGUGCCCGGUACCGAAAAUAAUACAAAAGUGAAUUCUUUCAUCGUCAAUAAAUUCACUGAACUCAAAUGGCACGUAGAAACGGAUGAUUUUACUGAUAAUACCCCUUAUGGACAAAUAAACUUUUCUAAUAUUAUCGUAACCAAGGAUAUUAAAGCUACCAAAAGAUUAGUGUUUGCUGCACAUUUUGAUAGUAAAUACUUUGACCAUCAAGAAUUUGUAGGUGCUACUGACAGUGCUGUACCCUGUGCAAUGUUAAUGGAAUUAGCAUAUAGUUUGGAUAAGUACCUUGAUAAAAGAAAACAAGAAGAUGCCACACUACAGAUUAUUUUCUUUGAUGGGGAGGAAGCUUUUAAAUAUUGGACUCAUGAUGAUUCGAUUUAUGGAUCAAGACAUUUGGCGGCUAAAUGGGAAGAUACAUAUAUAAUAGACAUAGAAUCACCACAAAAUAAAGGAAAAAAUAUGUUAAGUGGAAUAGAUGUAUUAAUAUUAUUAGAUUUAUUAGGUGCUUCAAGACCGACCUUAAACAAUUAUUUUACAACAACUUCUUGGAUGUUUAGUCAAUUAAUUCAAAUAGAAUCUAGGUUAACCACGAAUAAUUUAAUAAAAUUACCAGGUAGUGUAACUAGCAGCUCAAAAGAUGGAAAGUUUGAAAUUAAAGAGAAUAAUAUAGAUGAUAGUUUAGAAGAUCAUGAGAGUUAUUUUAAUCAAUAUUCUAUGAACACUUAUCAACCCCAUAUUGAAGAUGAUCAUAUACCGUUUUUAAUGAGAGGUGUUCCCGUAUUACAUAUUAUUCCUUCACCAUUUCCUAUUGUUUGGCAUCAAUUAUCUGAUGAUUUUAAUGCCAUCGAUCCUGUUGUGGUAUAUAAUUUGAAUAAUAUAUUUAAAAUAUUUACUGCAGAGUAUUUAGAUAUGGAUGCAAACAUAUUAAAAGCUAAUAAUCAUGAUGAAUUAAAGAAAUCCCCGGAUAACUAA